Messenger RNA from Eimeria necatrix, 2250 nucleotides. RefSeq lists its product as hypothetical. The transcript is spliced from 4 exons. The record is from RefSeq and is a predicted model, not a curated record. NCBI's taxonomy places the organism in Eukaryota, Apicomplexa, Conoidasida, Eucoccidiorida, Eimeriidae. The coding region runs from base 1 to 2250 and encodes 749 amino acids.
AUGUGCUCAGUGAAACAUAUCAAAUGCUGCACCUCGCAAUAUUUUUCUUUUUAUCCCCUUGAAUCUACAGGAGGAAGAGCGCGGAAAAUUCGAAAAGCUUCAGGCCUUUUUACGCCAUUUGGAGAACUAUGGAAAAAAAACAACAUCUGGCGCUACUCUAUGGUAAGUACAUCUCGCAGUUCAGAGCAGGCGGAUUCGUUGAACACCAGCAACGGCGGCGGUAGCAGCAGCGGAUGUCUGGACUUGACCAUCCGGGCAUUCGAGACUAGGCCGCUCGACAGGCCAGUGAGGGACUUUUCUGGAUGCGCUGUCAAGGGGAUUUGCACCAGCGAAAUUCGUCUGGUCACCACGAAGGCGAUCCACGGCAUGACCUGCGAGAUUGACCCUCGUUUCCGUCACUACAGCAUUGGAACCCGUCCUAUUCUAAAGGCACCUUCUGGGGCCCUGUGUCGCCACUGUAUUGCCCCUCAGCUGCUGCCAGAGGUUUGGGAAGCGCAUCUACGUAGCGGAGUUUCCGCCGCGAGGGAUCAGCAGAAGAAGCUAACUGAGACUUGCGUCAUUGCGCAUAUCGAGAACAGACCAGCGGCAAAGAGAGCGGCCUUACUAGAUUCCCUUGGGCGCCUCGGAGUCCCUCUGUGGGUUAAUGGGAAGCCUCUGACUCAUCCAGCUGUCGUUGCUACUGAUGGGGAGUCCGUGGCCCUUCCCAUGACAGGGGUAAAGGAGGAAGGAGCUAAGUCAGCGGAUGUCCAUAUGAACUCGCAACAGGAUCACGUGCUGCAUCGGCUUAGUCUGUUGAGCUUAGACACUGCCGAAGAGCGACACCACCAGCAGCAACAGUUUCACCUCUUUAGCGAUGUGACAGAACAGCAGCAGAAACACCACCCAAAACAGCAGCAACACCAGGCAAAGACUUCGCGUGCAAACCGACAACAGCAGAAACGAGGACAGGUGGCUCGUACGACACAGCAGCAGCACGCGCAACAGCCACAGGUUCUGCCUUCUCAGCCGGCAUCUGCAUCGGCGUACCAAGGACAAGCCGACGAGAGUGUGCUCGUUCCAGCUGCGGCAGUGGCAAACGUAGCACCGGUGCCACAGGCGGAGCCUAUAUCGACUCCUGUCAAUGCAGUUACAUCAGUGGUAGGCCGGCCUUCUCACUGCCAAAGGCAACGCUUAAAGGAGAGACUGCAGCAGCAGCAGCAGGACCAGCUACUGCUUCUGUCUAGUCCUUCAGCGAAGGAAGAGAGGCUGUUCCAUUUACAGCAGCAGCAGCAGCAGCAGGCACAUGGAUCUGAGAAUGACCUACUUCGCUUAGCUCAGGAAGUGUGGAUGGAUGCGCGUCCAAUGCAGCAGCAGCACCAGCAACUGCAUCAACUGCAGCAGCUACAACAGCUGCAAGAAAUGCAACAGAUACAGCAACAGGAGCUGCAGCACCGGCAGCACCGCUCAGUUCCCGUAGAGCUGGCUCCGCUCGCUGUCGGGGUAGGAUCCAUUGCACCUUUUCCAACAACAGCGGGCUGGCAGCAAGUCCAGCAUCACCAGCGGCCAGCCUUUACAGAAGCUACACCGCCUGGCCUCGGGCUAGUAACUGGAGAUAUACAGCAGCAGCAACAGCCCCCUCAGCUACGUGUGUAUGGCGAAGCUGAUUGUCCCCUUCCCGUAGUGGCGUCCUCUCCGCUUCUACCAGAUGUUAAGGGAUGCUCGCCACUAUCACAACAGGAACAACUUCAGAAGCUCUGGACACCAAGCAGCUUCACAGAAACUGUGGUACAGCGCCAGGCAGACACAAACUUGCUCUGGGGACAUGAGCUCACGCCGAAUGUGUCUCAACAACAACGACAGCAAAAUCAGCAGAAUGCUGUCACGCUUCACCAGCAGUUCCAGCGUCAGCAGGGCGAGCUGCAACAGGACAUAUAUCAGCAGAGUGCACAGAGGAUUGCAGGACAACAGCAACAGCAAGGGACAAGACUGCGCUUAGCAGCAUCAAACAGUAUGGGCCUGGGAUUUCAACCGUUGCUUAAUUGGGAGGAGCAGCAACAGCAGCAGAGUAUCCUCAUGCCCGGAGCUGACCAACAGCAAACCGUGCCGCAACGACAGCAGCAGCAACAGCAACAACAACAGGAACAACAGCAAAAGCAGCCGGCGCUGUUCCUUCCAGCAGUGUCACCAGAUGACUUUUUAACAGCUGGAGAGCAGCAACAGCAAGGCAUCAUGCAGCUGCAGCGGAUGCAGUGGCUUGCUAUACCGAACUGA